Molecule: messenger RNA, 525 nt
Organism: Dibothriocephalus latus
Lineage: Eukaryota; Metazoa; Platyhelminthes; Cestoda; Diphyllobothriidea; Diphyllobothriidae
Source: the annotation of a GenBank genome assembly
AUGGUCUUUUUUUCCCUGCGCGCUGUGCAAUACGUGGGUGAGACCUGCCGUUACCUUCUCCACCAACCCGUGCGGAAGGAGGAGAAGGAACACAAAGUCCGUCUGGCCACUGGGAAUGGUCUGCGGAAGGAGGUCUGGGAAGACUUUAUGAAGCGUUUCGGAGUGUCACAGGUCGUGGAGUUCUAUGGUGCCACAGAGUCGAAUGCCAACCUCUGCAACUGUGAAAAUAAGGUCGGUGCCAUCGGCUUCGGCACCAUGAUCAUCCCCUCCGCCUACCCUGUCUUUCUCGUGAAAACCGACCUCGAGACGGGUGAAGUCCUGCGUGAUCCCAAGACCGGUCUCUGUCAGGUCUGCGAGCCAGGCGAGGUGGGUCAGAUGGUGGGCUACGUGAAAGUAAACAGUGCGGUUCGAGGCUUUGCGGGCUAUAUCAACCGGAAGGAGUCCAGCAAAAAGGUGUUGCGCAAUGUGAAAAAACACGGUGACAUGGCCUUCCUCUCAGGUGACUGGCAAUGUAUUUAUGUGUGA